Messenger RNA from Dendronephthya gigantea, 1230 nucleotides. Its product is annotated as protein phosphatase 1 regulatory subunit 42-like. The record is from RefSeq and is a predicted model, not a curated record. Gene Ontology annotation, molecular function: protein binding. The transcript has 7 exons. NCBI's taxonomy places the organism in Eukaryota, Metazoa, Cnidaria, Anthozoa, Malacalcyonacea, Nephtheidae. Bases 90 to 1157 code for a protein of 355 amino acids.
AUUCUGAUCAAAAAGUGUAAACAAAGUUCACUUUCCUUGUGCUUUUUGACUAUAAUAUGAACGGAGUAUAGUUGAUAUUUGAUGGGGAAAUGGUUAAGAUAACACCUGAACUUGUGGCGAAGUGUCCCAGCCAAACAAAAAAGAGUAAAAACGAAACUUCACAGCAAUAUUUGAAACGUCUAACGCACGUGUAUCUUGCUGAGAAAAGCAUCGAUGAAAUUAAUAAUUUGUCAUUGUGUCGGAAUCUAUCAGUUCUCUACCUUUACGACAACUGCAUCAGUAAAAUUGAAAACCUGGGUUUUGCCAUAAACCUAACACAUCUGUACCUGCAGAAAAAUAGAAUAACUAAAAUAGAGGGACUUGAUAAUCUCAGAAGACUGUCAAAACUGUAUUUAGGUCAAAACUUCAUCACAGUGGUUGAAGGAUUGGAGAAACUUGAAAGUCUUAAUGAACUUCAUAUAGAAAAUCAAAAUUUACCAGUCGGAGAAAAAUUGCUGUUUGACCCACGAUCAUUGAAGGCUGUUGCAACAUGUCUUAAUGUCCUGAAUGUUUCUGGCAACUACAUUGAAAGUCUGGAAGACUUACACUGUCUGUCAAGUAUGAUCCAGUUAAAUGCCCAAAACAACAACAUUGCUGACACCAAGGGUUUAGUAAAGGCAUUGAGUGUCUGGCCAGCAAUAAUAAAACUUGAUCUGACAGGAAAUCCAGUUUGUGAAAAGAAGAAAUACAGAGAUCGUGUCUUUGUCAUGUCAAAGACAUUAGUGAUGCUUGAUGGUAAAGAGAUCAGUUCAACAGCCAAGAAAUUUCUUCUCAAUUGGAAAGCAAAUCGCGAGGCGAGAAAACGCCAAAUCUUGGAGAAAGAAAAACGCGAAAAAGAUCUCCAACGCGCUUCACAGUCAGAACCAGAUAUGAGCACGAUAUAUUUCCAAGCUGUUCCGCCCAUCCUUCCUCAGCUGCCCACAGGAUUCUCCGGAUCUUAUCCAAGAAGAAUUUCGUCUGGGACCACGUUUACGAGCAGCAUCUCUGCAUCAAGAGUGCCACAGAAUACCAGACUGCCAAGUAUAUUUGGCUCUCAACAGCAACUUCCAACAAGAGGACAAGAGUGGUCUUCCGAUGGAAGAAGACCGGUUCUUCCUGUACAGACAGUUCAAUUUUGAGCACUUUUAUAAAUAUAUUUUGUAAUUAAGAAUUUAUUAUGUAAAAUAGUCGUUGAUAACUUAUAAAAAUGAA